Xyrichtys novacula (pearly razorfish) is the source of this 13550-nucleotide messenger RNA. The record is from the annotation of a GenBank genome assembly. Lineage: Eukaryota; Metazoa; Chordata; Actinopteri; Labriformes; Labridae.
GCGCCAUUUUGACCGUUUGUUAGGAUUGUAUGGGAACAGUUCGACUUUUCAAUUUUAUAAAACACUUUCUCAAGCGUUUAAUAAUUUCGAAUGAUUAAGUAUGAAUCUUUGAAGAGCUCCAAAUGUUAACUGGAGAGCGAUAUGUUAAUUGAUAUUCGGGGGUUUCUAUAAGAGAAAAUAAAGGUGCCAAGUUAGUUUUCCCAAAAGUAGAGUCGUAGACUCUCUGUGCGCUUCGGUGGUAAUAGUACAUGACUACGUGAUUUUGCAGUUUAAUCAUUAAAUGACAAGUUCUAAUAGAGUUUUGUUAUGCCAGUAAUGACGCUAGUUUUGUUUGUCAAAGUUGCUGUUCGUCUUCGUGGCCGCUAGAGGGCACAGUGCACUCAUAACGGUAAGAUACGUUUACUCCAUAAUGAGGGUAUACUAACUGCUAAAUGCCAUAAUCUUUUAAUAGAAUGAGUGAAAUUUUUAAAAAGUUGAAUGUCAAGUUUGAUAUGAUGCUUUGUGUGUCAGUGACAAAUUUAUUCAUGUAUUUUAAACCAUGUUUUGUCCUUAAAUGCCAUUACUUUCACCGCUAAAUUUACUGUAAAGGUGUGAAAAUAAUCUCGGUAGUUAAAUACAAGGAACACUGUGUAAUUAACUCAGUCAAAUUAUGUCAGUAGCAAGUGAAAAGCCCGGUUGUUUGUGUGCAAUUCAAGUGUGUUGAAGUAUAGUCACAAGGGGCACUAACGUUUAGAGCGCGUAAUAGCUUAUAUGUGCUUUAUUUUGAAAUCAUAUACCGGAAGUACACCUAUUUGUCACAUUGAUUGGCGUCACUUUAUCAAACAUCCAAUCCCUUAAGUGACCGGUAGGUGGCAGUGAGUACUCGUGAGUGUAAAUACACAGGUCUACCGUUCGUCAGAAGCAAGUGAACUCAGGGAAGAUUUAUAUGAAAUUGCGCAUUAAGCAUAAAUUAGAAUACAUAAACCAACAUUUCCAAAAUGAAUACAAGUCUACGCUGAUGUGUAGACGUUAUCCGUGUGCCUACUCGGGGGUUUGUUUCCCUCCAUUGGAGAAACGCUGUAAGUAGUCAAACUCGCAUAGAUCUCUACAAAAUGGCGGGUCGUGACUUCCGGUAAGUUGGUCCAGUCCCAAAAAUUAAACUGAAAAUUGACAGAGUCGUAACUUAGUUUGUAUUAUUAAUAUUAUUAACAGUCAACCAGAACAAUGACGACGCAAUUAAUAUUUUCCAGUUACUUAGUAAAACAACCGCCAGUCCACGAUGGUUGACAUGGUGUUAAAGUAUCAUUCAUAUUGUAGAUUAUUAAUCAUUUAAAUAUCGAUCAUGAAAUAAGUGUUCACGGACAUUAGAUUAAGCGAACAGCAUGAUAACAAACAUCAAUGUUCCGUUUAAUUUUACAUAAAUUGAGGAAUCGAUACCACCACACUUCUCCUUUUAGAAACGCUUCAUAAAGACUCAAACUCCCGUCGACCUUUGCGGGCAUGUAAACAGAUUGUGACCCGUCUGUUCCUUAUUGAUGUGUUUUUUUCUGUUACGGUAAAAUCAAACUGAUCGAUAAAUCUCGUGUUCUUCAUCUGGUGCACGAGGCUGCCUCGCCUCUGCAGCUAAAUUUAGCUCACGCGCUGACUGAGUGUGGAUUUGCUGACAGGCGGGUCUCACUUCCUCUUUCUGACGGGACAGGUCUGCUCUGCUCUCCUCCUCAGUGAAGACAGGAGAGACCAUGCCACCUCCUGACUUCAGCUGAGGGUCUGUCUGAUUUUAGUCUGACAGGAGCUGCAGUGAAGAGCUGGAGGCAGAAAGAUGAGGGGUCCGAACAGAACUGCAGCUGUCUGCAUCCUGACUCUGUGGUUCGGCUGUCUGCACGUGAUCGCCCUCAAAUCCAAACUUUUCACCAGACAUGGAGGGUUGCCUUCCUCCACUGAGCCUCCCAUCAGCUAUGAGACCUUCUACUUUGACCAGAAAGUGAGUUUGUCUUCAUUUUUUCACAGUUUUUACACCAUAAUGUUGUUUUUAUGUGUUGUCCUCUCCCGCUUCUUCCUCUUUCUCUUUAUAAAAAUCUCUGUAGCACCUCUGUCCUUUCAAGCACAGCAAAUAUAUACACAUCUUUUGUUUCAGGACAACUUCAGCUGUCAGUUUAUGGAGCAAAAUUUAUGUAAAUGAAUGUGACAGUAGAUUCAGAACCAUCAAAGUCAACCAAAAAACAAAAACAGAUAUUGAUACCAACAGUUUUUUUGCACAAAAACUCAUAAAUCUACUGUGACCAAGCCUUUUCUCACCUUAACAUCAUUCUCUCAAGUCUUGGCUAUCAGGAGAAGAAAUAUUGGGAUUGGAACAAACUCACAACAGAAACUAUUUACAUUUUUACACUAAUUCUUUUAGCUGUUUUUUACUAUUUACAGUUGUUUUUGCCGCUCCUUGAAGCAGUUCCUGUCUGGGAUGAGACAGAGGACCACAUCAUACUGCUCAGAAUCUCUUCUUUGCUUGUUUCCAAGAGCUGAGGACCAUUAUUUCUUAUUUUGCAGACAAGCAGGGAACUUUCUUGUCUGUUGUUGGACACUAGGGAACAAUAGAAGAAGAAUAUGAGACGUGUAAUUGGUCUGAAGUUUGACAGAAAGAGACGUCAUCGAAACAGCUUGUCAAACCCAGAAGACAUUAGCGUCAUUUAGCAGUCACAACAAUCUGAUAAAUAAUCCUGUUUUCACUGGUAUAUCACUGCAGAUUUACCAUCAAAUGUCUCUGAUCAAACACCUAUUUUUGUGGCUGGAUUGUAAACCUUGUGGCAGGUGUAGAAAUGACUGUAAACACUCGAUAGAUCGGCAAAAUGGUACGCUUUUGAACACUUUUCGUCCCAUAGAGAUACACGGUAUAGUUCCUUAGAAACUGUAAGCAAUAUUAACGGUGUCACGUGGGAUCACCGUCGAUCCAGUGGAGUUCUAAGUGUUAAAAUUUGAAUGUUUUUUAAGGAUCUGUGAUCCAUAAAAACAGGAACUAUCUCUUGCCUUGAAUAUCUAAUGUCUCAUAAUGACAUUAAAAGUCUCCUCUGCUCGGUCUAACCAUAUCAGGAUCUUUGAAAAAUGAAGCUCAGAGUGAUUAAUUUUGAAAACAAUCAGUAUUUACACAGGAGUUUAUAACUUUUACUUGUCUCUGUGGAAGUUGUGAGUGUGUUGUGUUUAUGCAGACAAUAGCUCUUCCUCCUGACUUCCUGUAGUGAAGGGAAAACCAUCUCAUUUGGCUCUGCUCCUACAAGCACAAGUGUGACCGUCCCUCUUGGCUCGCCGCCCGAAAAGGUCUCCGGGGGCCCUGGUGAAUGUGAAACACUUUACCUCAGAGGGAUUCGAGAGGUCUUCACUCAGCCUUAACGUUCCCCAUUACUGUGACUUCAUGGAGCAUCACAUUACACGUCGAGUGUUUGCAGUGGAUCAUAACGCAGCAUCACGCUCGCUGACUUGUGAAACUGACUCAUACAGUCACGAGACCGCGCUUCUGUCUUUAUGACUCUACUACUCCUACUACCACAGACAGACACUGUGAAAGGUAAACAAGAGCAGGCUAUGGCAUCGAAAAAACUGAGUUUGAUGGUUAACUAUCAUCAGACAGCGAGUCGAGGUAACGAUUUACCUUAAGAAUGUGUGAUUGCUGAGCUGUUUGACUUCAUUCCUGCACUCUGCACACACCGUAACAGUCAGUGGUGUGGUUAUUAUGAAAACUAAACACAGGUCAUGAAGGUGCAAUCAUGUGCUUCAUACUUGUAUCACAGAUUGGCAGUGUUAAAGCCUCAAACAGGACAGGAGUCAGACUCUUUUCACACUCAAACUGGACAUCCAACAACUCUGUCUGAAGACUUAAGAAACCCUGAACAUUAAAGCUCCUGUGGAGGUUUUAAGACGUACACUGAAAAUCUUAAUGAUAUACCAGUGCGAACAAGAUUAUAUGUAAUAUCAGUGUGAAGGUGUAGACGUGAGCCACACAGCUGAAGAAACAGCCCCGUGUUUAUAAUUUUCACGUGAAAUAUCCAAAAUUAAUCAAAGUCAGCAGGAGGAGAUUUCUUUGUCUGAACAUUACUUUAGCAUGUUGAUAAUGAGAUCAGCCAAAUCUGGUGUAAAAUCAGGAUUUUUAAUCAUAAGAGUGUGUAAAAUAACAUAAUCUGAGAGCCUGAAUGAGUAAAACAAACAGUCAUUAUUAGGGGGUUUGUAUCUGUUUCAGUGAGCUGAUCAAUCAUUUUUGCUUAUUUGACAAGAAGUCAGUUAAAUAAAUUCUCUGAAAUGGUUUCAAAUCUUAAAAUACUCUUAAAAUUUUAGGUAAAAUUGAAGAAAAUGUGGUCAUUUCUAUUUUGGGCUGAUGGUUGAUUGAGCCGACUCUGAAGAAACAGCCCCGUAUUUACAAUUUUCACAUAGAAAAUCCAAAAUUAAUCAAAGUCAGCAGGAGGAGAUUUCUCUGUCUGAACACUGCUUGAGUAUGUUUAGAUUGAGAUCAGCCAAAUUUUUAAUCACAAAAGUGUGUAAAAUAACAUAAUCUGAGAGCAUAAAUGAGUGAAACAAACAGUCAUUAUUAGGGGGUUUGUGUCUGUUUCAGUGAGCUGAUCAAUCAGUUUUGCUUUUUGAUAAGAAGUCAGUUCAAUAAAUUCUCUGACAUCGUGUCAAAUUUUCAAGAAGAAAAUUCAGCCAUUUCUGUUUUGGGCUGAUGAUUGAUCGAGUCGACUCAGGUUGAAGAGACGGUUCAGAGCUGUUUUCACUACAUUAAUCCAUACAAUAAUCAUCAGACAUGUGUAGUUUCAGUUCUUUUCUUUAUGAAGACUGAUGGUAAGACUGUGUCGGCACAAUAACAACACUCAACAAUAUUUGGAUAAGCAGACAAUGCUCCACACCUGGUCCCACCCCCGCCUUCCUGUCUAAUCAGCCGCACUGACAGCGUGAUAAAGACCGUUUCCUCUCCUCUGACGCUCUUUGUCUUGUCAGUUUUUCUUCUUCUUGACAAGCUCGACAAAUAAAAUCCCUGUUAUCCUUUUCUCUUCCCUCGCUGUGAGUCUGCUGCUUUUACAAAAGAAUAAUCAAUCAUACAGUCUUUUUUAUUUUUUAUUUUUUUGUUCCUCUCUUCGGGACGAGCUGUGAAGAGUGAGGGGAGCUCUUAGUGAUCCCCCCGGUCGUCCUGAGGAAAUCCUCUCGUCUGCUUCUUGCCUCCAGACAAUGAAUGGAAGUGUCCCUUAGCAUCCUCCUAAUGAAGUGUUGGCGUUCACUGAAGCUUUGAUUGUUUCCCUCUUGUCUCUGUUUGCAGGAUUUGAACUUGUGCAGAGGAUUUAAAGUUCCAGUAAGUGGACAAAACGUGAACAGAGUGCUGCCUCUGCGUCGUCCACAUGGUGGCAGUACUGAUCAGGGCGUGGAUUUGUUAUGAAACCCACCUCACCGGCUCUGUGAUGUGCAUACUGAGUGGGUGCAAGUGAUACAGUGCUCACUGGUGGUCCUCUUGGCAAUGCACUUCAUUCAGUUGACCUCUUCAGCUCAGGCGUUCAGACCAUUGAGAGUAUGACUGUUUUAUAACCCCGGUCAUUAAUGACGACUAAUAACUGAAUUUCUUUAAAUGAAGUGAUCGCCAAACUGCAGAACUUUUCCAUAAAACCGUCUCAUGGCCCCCUCACUCUGAAAAAAUGCCAAAUACUAAAGAGCAGAGGCUUGAAUACACACACUGAGAAUCUUUUUGCUGUCAUUGGCUCUUAAAAUUGUUUCCCUCUUUGUACCGCUGAGGAGAGAAGGAGGCGACGAGGGAGGAAAAAAAAAAAGAGAACAAAACAAAAACAGUCUGUAUUAAACGUUGGGACUGUUUCAAGGAUCGGACAACCGAGUACCCUCAUGGGGUCGUCUCUCCGCUCUGAAGUUGUUGGUUUUAUCUCGGCUUUUGUUUCAAACAGAAUGUGCGCAGAAUAAUUGAGGACUCAUCGAAAGUGGAACUAAUGUGGCAUCUCUUUAACGGCCUCCAACAUUUUUAGGACAAAUUGGGGCUAAUUACCCUAAAAUCAAACCUUGGGACUGUCAUAGUCGGCUGAUCAUAUUCAAUCCAGAUCACUUAGUGUGGACUGGGCCGCAUCAAAUUACAUCUAAUAUGCAGAUUAUAACUCUUGCUGUUUGUUUUCGCACAAAAGUUAAUUUUACUUUGAUUUCUUCGCUGUAGUUCAUGUUGAAUCUUUGGCUGAGAUGACCUGAAAACAAUAAGUUGUUUAUGAUAAGUUUGUGUUUUUGUGAUUUAGAUCGAUCAUUUUGGAUUCCUGGAGGACGGCACCUUCAAACAGAGAUACCUGGUGGCUUCCAAACUCUGGCAGCAGCCCGGUGGACCCAUUUUGUUCUACACUGGCAAUGAAGGCGACAUCACCUGGUUCUGCAACAACACCGUGAGUAUCCCAUCUGUUACCUUUGCGUUUACACCGCACAGAAUCCUCAGUCUAAUUCAGCUCCUGUCGUUGUUUCUCUUCAGGGAUUCAUGUGGGAGGUUGCAGGGGAGCUGGGCGCCAUGCUGGUUUUUGCAGAACAUCGUUACUACGGAGAGUCGCUGCCGUUUGGACAAGACUCGUACAGUGUAAGUGGAGAUGAAGUGUCAGCUAAUUCGGUCAAAUUGUGCAGAAAUUGUUUUGGAUUUUGGAGUAAGAAAAUGACCAAUGCCUCUCAGAGCGAGGAGGGAGGCGUCGUUGAUGUUGAAUCUCAUAAACGGCUCACUCUUGAUUUGCUCGACCUUUGCUUUGCAGGACAGCAAACACCUGAACUUCCUGACCUCCGAGCAGGCCCUAGCAGAUUUCGCGGUGCUGAUCCAGUACCUGAAGAAGACUCUAUCUGGAGCUCAGCACAGCCCCGUCAUCGCCGUGGGAGGGUCCUAUGGAGGGAUGCUCUCCGCCUGGUUCAGGAUGAAGUACCCGAAUGUUGUUGUUGGGUGAGAUGUUCUUCCAGUUUGAACCACCUGAUAGAAAAAUGAUAUAAAGAUGAUCCAGGAUGGUGAGAUGUUUUUUCUCCUCACUGUGUUUCAGAGCUCUCGCCGCCUCUGCUCCUAUAUGGCAGUUCCCUGGUAUGGUACCAUGCGGGGACUUCUAUAAAAUAGUGACGCAGGACUUUGCCAAGAGUGGGCCCAACUGUGAUUCAAACAUCCGAGAGUCAUGGAGAGCCAUCGGUAACGUUUCCUCCACCGGUGAGUCCUGAAAGUCCUGAUUCUCUCUGUGAGUUAAAGACAUUUGAAUUCAUCCAUUUUUACAUUUGAACAAUCUCUCCAUGUUUGUCCAUAUGCUCCACAUUCAUUAACAGUCCUCUAACGCUCACACAGCUGAUACUAAAACCUGCUGUCGGGUAUUAAGUCUGGAGCUCCUCCACAGAUGACAGAUUGGGAGGUAAAACCAUCAUAACUCCGAUCAUCUGAGCUCCUCAGUAUUCUGCUCAGGUCUAAGAAUAUAUGCUUUUACAAGAUCCCCUGAUACUUCUCCAUUAUCACAGCCUUAAACUGUAAGAGUAUUGAACCAGGUAGCACUUUUUUUUAUCCCUGCCAUCAGGGGUUUGAAAAUAGCAGUAAAAAGGGAGACAUCACUCAGGAAGGGCCUUGCAGGAAGGGUCGACAAGCUUUUUACUGAUAAGAUAAGAUAUGUAGCUCGUGUAGAUUUCACACUUGUCUGAAAGUUGUGAUAAAAGCUGCAUUACUGGGAGCAGGCCUGGUUAAACACUCUGACUUGUCUGCGGGUGGAGGAAUUAUGGUUCUCUGUAGGGGAGGGAAACGUUGGAAAGGGUCCAAGUAGUUUAGAAUUAUUCAGCAGAUUUAGGGAGAUUUUCUACAACGUUUUUAUCAUAUUUGUCGGUUUUUAAGUCAAUGAGAAGUUGCUUUUACAGUUUGAGUGAAAUUCAUUAAACAUAAACUUCCUAAAUUGUUUUAAAAAAGCAAAAUUUUAGUGAUUGAACAGUCGACUUAAGAGGUUUUCUACAAAAGAGGAUUAGAGCCACAAGAAGAGAAAAAAUAAUUACAGGAGAGAUUUUUUUUAAUUUCCAUCUUGAGAUUAAAGUCGAAAUGUAAAAAGUCAAGAGGAAAAAAAAUCUGAAUUUUGAGAUUAAAGUUAAAAUUCAAGAUUAAAAAAAUCAAAAUUACAUGAAUAAAGUCAGGAUUUCUACUUAAUCUCAAAAAAAAUUUAUUUCGAAUUUUUAAUUUUUUUGAAUCUUGAAAUUUCAACAUAAUUCACAAAAUUUCAACAUUUUGUAAUUUCAACUUAAAUCUCGAAAUUUCGACUUUAUUGACAUAAUUUCGAUUUAUUUUAUCUCAUAAUUUCCACUUUAAUCUCCUUCCUGUGAUUAUUUUUCUUUUCUUCAUGUGGCCUUAAACCUCUUCUAAUCCUUUUUCGUAGUUUUCUGAUUAAUGGUUCAGUUUGUUUUAGAAAAAAUAUCCGAAGUCUUGAUAGAGAACGAUUGUCAACAGUCCGGUGGUGACCCACAAGUUGAUCUAGUUUAACUGAUCUAUGACACAUUAACAGCAACAUUAGACCCAGACCUUUAAAGAUGCCGUCAUGCUGUAAUUCUGACUCCAAACAUGAGCCGAGAUUUAAAGUAAAAACUCACAGAAACUGGAGAGAGAUAAAUCUGAAGAACAGAAAACAGAAAGUGUGUGUAAUUUUUGUUAUUAUCUUAAAUGUUAUUAAAAAAAUAAGAGCAUCUGGAUUCAUUGGACAUUUAAGCAGAACUCGAGGUUUUGAAGCUUCACUUAAAGGGAUGAUGGUCGUUUAUAUUUACAUCUGAAAGGAUUAAUUCACAGUUUUAUUAAACAUGUAUGACCAAAGUUUGAUUGAAGUUUGUCUUUUGCUCUUUCUUGGUUAGCGUCCGGUCUUCAGUGGCUCUCAGAAGAAUUCAGUUUGUGCGCUCCUCUGAAAAACAAAAACGACGUCUUCAGCUUCAAGGCCUGGCUCCAGGAGACGUGGGUGAACCUGGCCAUGGUGGACUAUCCCUACGAAGCGAACUUCCUCCAGCCGCUCCCUCGCUGGCCGAUCCAGGUACAUCCCGCCUCAGUGCGUUCGUCGUGUCUGAGGAUUUCCAAGAGCGGUCUGUGUGAAGUUAUCCAAGAAGUUAUUCCGUCGCAGUUAAACUUCCCUUCCUCAAAGGCGUGUAAUUAAAUGAAACUUUGAUUUUUGUUUACCUUGAGUUAAGCGGCUGAUUUGGCCCGACAGCCGGUCCCUAAUUAAAAUGAAUGUGCUAGUUAGCCGAUUGUGUUACAAGUGUUUGUUGUGGUCUUCUGAGCUUUUGUUUACAACAGCUGCCAAUUAACUCCAUUAAUAUUCAUAAGGAUCUGGUUUCUUUUGGAUUUUAAGUAUUCUUUAGAUGAGCAGCUACAAGUAAGCCACCAUUCUUCUUCCUCUGUCGCACCGACGCUCCUUUCAUUCGCACACACCCCGUCAGAUCUCUGAGGUGUUCCUCUCAGGACGCUCACAUGGCGCCGCAGCAAAAGGAGGACAUUUGCCCAGAGCGGCUCAUGAGGCCAUUAAAACAAGGCCUCCGCUCUCUCAUUUGAAUGAGACUGUAACAAAUACUUCACCGCCGCACACUUGAUGGGAAGAGGAUUUCGCGUUUCCUGCCAAAAAUCGGAGAAAAAAACUGAUUUGUGAGACAGUUUUUAACAGUUUUCCGAUAUCAAAACAAAAGCUCAAUUCUUAGAAAAAGGCCAAAGACGGUAGAGUGGUUUACGUACUCGGGUUUAGUAUAUUCCCCCGGUCACCUUGGCCUGUCACGUGCAAAAACCGAGCCCUGCCAUUGACCCCCAACUCUCUGUCUGUUUGCUGUCCCCCCUUUGAGUGCCCCCAAAACAAAACUCUGACUCGUACGGCGCAUUUUUUUGUUCCCUUAUUUGCAUUAUUUAACCACUGAGAGGAUCUCCGAGCAGCAUGCAAGGUGUAAUAAAAACACUAAAUGGUCAUUUUGAGUUUUUUUUGGCCACUUCCCUCUAAUGUAUGCGACCCCUAUGGGUGGUGUAAGCGGUUUAGGCAGUGGGUGCAAAGAGGAGCUUUUUUAAUGACAAAGCUAAUGUGAUUAUCUGAGUGAGUGUGAGAACGGGGUAUUGAGGGCUUAGAGGAGGGAAAUCUGUUGGCAGAGAUGAAUGUAUAAGCCUAAUCCUAUCUGAAAAGUAAGGAGAAGAUGCUUUGGAGCAAUUGCAGUGUUUUUUUUUUCACGGUAUAAAUCUUUGGUUGGACAUGUCUGUGGCCCUCCUCAUCCAUCGACCACCAACUCCUCCCCGGCCCGUAGACAAAAGCCUUAGUAACAGACUCCACACUAGCACAGCUCCCCUCCAACCUCUAAACAAGAAAGCUCAGUUUCUCUGCCUCACAAAGAGCGCAGAACAACAGCCGCGGCCAACUCUGCUGCUGCUGCCGCUGCAACCAUAACAACACGCAGCAAAGUUAAACAAAAAGCUCAAACUCAAAUAUUUAUCAUCCGCGCGAUUAAUUCAGAGAAAUCAACCACGGCGGAACAAAGCGGGGCCAAGAAACUUCUGAAUUUGAAUUAUUUAGAUCACUGGCUUUGGGUAAAUUAAAGUUUUUCCUCUCGUGCCAAGAUUAGAGCUAUAAAUUCAAGUUCAUUCCAGGGAAUUUCAUAUGCAAAUCAGGCGCCACUACUUUUUAUGUGGAAAGACUUUAUGGGCGACAAGAAACCCAUCUUCAGUCUUGUAAACAGCAUGGAUGGAGGGGGAGUAGAAGUUACCAUGUUUCUCUGUAAGGUGAUUUGAAUAAAACUUUAGAGCUUCAUAUGGAUUCUUCUUUAAGUUAUUUCAGAGGCGUCGUUUCCUUUAUCGAGUAGGACAACAAAAAAGAAUAAAAAACAACAUAUGAAGAGUAAAGAGUGGGAGGAAAUAUGCAGCAAGGAGUCGAACCAGCGACUUCUGUGACCAGGACCACAGCCUCUCUCAUAGGGCUGGACGAUAUGGCCUCAAAUCAAUAUCACGAUAAAUUGAUCAGUUCACCUUGAUAACAAUAAAUGGACAAUAACUACUCCACAAGCUGCUCACCCCCUCCCACAUUAACUUCGUCUACUUCAGCCGCUCCAACUUUCUCUCCGUCCUCCAUCUCCUCACCUGUCUUUCCCUCUUUGUUAUGGACUGGAUGGGGUGGAGUCACGUCUCUGACGUAGGACAGCGUCUUACCCCCAAUUUCCAACGCAUCCGGAACGGCUACAAAAAGGCCAUACCCGCCGAUCGUAGCUGAUCGUAACCAUUCAAGUUAAUGUGUCGAUUUCCACCGGCUUCUUUCUGUUCCGCUGCGGAUCGCCAGACUCCGCAUCUAAUUGCAAGAGUUCUAUUUUUUUCCAGACGCCAGAACAUGCCGCAUAAAUUUAACACAGAUUAACCCGUGCUGGAAAGGAAGUCGGGCACAGACACAAAAUAAAACAUCCGUGUUUCAGGCGGAUUGCAUUUCACACCAUACAAAAAGGCAGGAAUCAUCGAGUGGCCCCCAUUGUUUCCACCGUCCAGAUGCAGUGGAAAUUCGGGGUGAAAGGGACAUGAGACCAUAACCUACCUACACACAUCCAAAACCAACUUUUAUGUUAUUUGUUGACAUUGAAUGUACCGAUAUGGUAAAAUGACGUUGGUUAUUGUCGUAAAUUUCUGUAUCUGUAAAUUCUCGGUUUCUCGCCCAGCCCUACUCUCUCACUAUUCUCUUUAUUUCCAGGUGGUGUGCAAACAUCUCGCCUUUGACUCCGCCGUGUCCGACCACCAGCUGCUGCAGGGUCUCUCCCAAGCAGCGAAGGUCUACUACAACUUCACAGGAAGCUCCGCCUGUCUCAACAUUUCUCAGACCGCCACCAGCAGCCUGGGGGAACUCGGCUGGUUCUACCAGGUGUGUGAGGAGACCAGUGUAGUCACAGGUGUUCCAGUUUGGAGGUUUACUUCACCUGUUCAAUCCUUCAUCCACAGGCCUGCACAGAGAUGGUGAUGCCCAUGUGCACGGAUGGCGUCCAGGACAUGUUCGAACCCGAGGACUGGAACUUCCAGGCCUUCUCCGACGAGUGUAACGCCAUGUUCGGCGUCAGGCCGCGAGCGGACUGGGCGGGCAUCGUCUACGGCGGGAAGGACAUCGCCUCUCACAGCAACAUCAUCUUCAGGUAAAGCUUGUUUAAAACUGAAGCAGAAGGUUGACCGUGUUUUCAGGGCUUUUCCAGCGCCGUAAAGAGCAAACCGAGUUUAACAGACGAAUUAAAAUCGCCCACCUGGACGUCCGGCCUCAGGAGCUGAAAUCAAGUUUGUAAAAGUUAAAUUAAAGAUUAGCGCCUCUGAGCUCUGUGCAAACAGCAGACUCAUAUCAGGCUGAAUACCAAUUAGAUGGAAGCUCACCUCGAAUGAUCGGAAAGCUGAGCAAUCACAAUUUUUAAAACGGGUGAUUUUAAAGAAACUGUAAUUAGAUUUCCCUCAAACCAAACAUUUAAAAUGAUGUUUUCAAGCGUCUAAGAAAUACAUUUUAUGAUUUUAUGUUCUUGUUUGAAUCCAGUUAUUUCCUCUAAAAUCACCAUAACUCAGUUUAUAAUGUUGAAAUGACGACAAAGUUAUGAAGUUAUCGUUGUUUUUGUGUUUACUUGAUUUGUUUCUCAGCCUACGACUGCGGUGUGUGUCGAACAGAAGUGACUCAGUCCUCUGCUCGUGUUUUUCAGUAACGGAGGACUUGACCCCUGGUCGGCUGGUGGAGUGACUCACAAUAUAACAGACUCUCUGGUUUCCAUUAUGAUUCCUGAUGGAGCACAUCACUUGGACCUCCGCUACAGCAAUGACUUUGACCCACCUUCAGUCCGCCAGGCGCGAGAGUUAGAGGUGAAGUAUUUUCGAGAGUGGAUCAGGCAGGCCAAGAGAAAACCUCAUCCUCGUCUCUGACAGCCGCACAGACCGAGUUAUACAAUCAGGAGGAAGGACAGAAAACAGGAGAGUUGAGAUUGAAGAGUGAAGCCAAAGAUUGAUUAUUUUAAAAUUCGACUUUUUUGUUGAAGAUCAAAACACUGAACUUGAUUUUAAACUCUUUUGAUUGUUUGGCGUCGUUACAGACACGCUCCUUUUCUCUUUUUUGCCAAAACUCAUUUUUCCAAAAGAGAAAUAUGAAAAAAAUAAAAAUAAAACAGAUCAGUUGUUAUGUAAAGCUGAGUGUUGAAAUGAGAAGAUGACAUUUCUCAGUUUUCUCAGAAUCAGAAGGUCGAGGUGCUUCACUUUGCCAAAAACAAAUCAAGUCCCUCUGCCUCCAAAUGUUAAAAAUCAAGGAAACAUUCAGAUUUCUUCAAGUACGCUCGUUUCCUUUCUGUCGUUUAGUUUCAUCAUCACAAACCUGCUCCUGCUGUCAGCUUUAUUGAUCAGCUGUUGUUUCUGUUUAGGUGUUUUUCCUCUUUUAAAUCAGGUCUAUACAGGGAAACUUUCACAUGAAGUCUCAGGAAGGAGAUCUGACAGGGAAAUCAAAAACUUGGUUUGUUAUCGUUCGUGAAAGACCAGCGUCUUCAUCAGUUUUUUUAGAUUUCUCUUGAUACUGUUUUUAUUUCUUCUUUCUAAAGCAAACUUUCAGUGCCACUGAUUAAAAAAUGAAACAAAA